UAUUGAACUGUAUACUUACAAAUGGUUAAGAUGAUGAAUUUUGUGUUACAUAUAUUUUAUCAGAGUCAAAAGUAAAAAAUAUAUAUUAAAAAUACGUUUUGCACUUUUGAGAUGAGGAAGCCAGUUAUAACCAAAAAAUGUAAAAUAUAGUUUAAAUUUCUGUUGUCUUCAGAUUAACAGAAUUCAUCAUUCCUUCAGUCUCCCUGUGUACAGCAUUCUUCACUUUCACAUUGUACUUGAGUGUGCUUCCUUACCCUAUCUUUUUCUCCACUUUCAACUACCCAGCACUCUCACAUUUAAACUUCUUCCUCAAAUUGCUUGCCUCAUGGAUUAAGAACAAUUUUUAAUGUGAAACAAACCAUAACCAAAGAUGAAGUAGGAAUAUAAUGUAAUCAGCUGCCUUCUUUUUAUCUGGUGCUUCUACUUGUUACUAGGGACAUUUUAAAAAAUUAUGGAGCAGCCUCUGUGUGUCAGGCACUGUGCUGGUGUUUCCACAUUUGUAUUUUGAGAGUUGAUUAUUUAUCAGAAAUGGACGAAAGUAACCAGCCUUAAAGGAACUUUGAUUAUUAUUUUUAUUAAGAUUGCUUUGGUCAUGGGAAUAUUUUUCUUCUUCGGGCAAAUUAUUAAUUACUUAAUAAGGAUAUAUUCCUAACAAGAGUACAUCUUGGUGUUUAAAAGUAUGUUUACAUGUGUUUUACUAAUACAGGGAAUUAAUUCUCAGUAUGUGGAUAGCUAUAAUGCCUUCAAAAUGUUCAUUACGCCAGAUAGUUCAGAUUUAUGUCAUUGAGGGCAAAGCUCAAGACAGCAUAUAUUUGCUUUUAACUGCCCCUCACUGUUCAAGGUCAGUGUGGUACAUCCUAGUGAAAGGAAGACAGUGCAUCAGAAUGUUUGUUUUGAGCAUUUAUUUUUAGCAGCAGAACUAGAAAUUAUAUUUUCAUUUUAGGGUAUAUAUUUUUAUUUAUUAUGAACAUUCCAAGAAGACUAAAUAAUUUUAGACAUGCGUAUGUGAGUGCACGUGUACAUUGCAUGCACGUGUGUAUGUGUGUGUGAGAGAGUGAGAGACUGAGUCUGAGACUGUGAGAGAGAAGGAGAGGGAGAGAAAAGAAAAAGACAUCCCCUUAAUAGCAGGAGGGGGGUAGAGGCUUACUCAGUCUAUUAUCAUAAAGCUCUGCUAAUGUAGCUUCUGAGUCAUGUGACUGCAGAAAAGGCUAUUAUCUCAAUGAAAAGGAAACCGGGUUUUAGAGCAAGCAAUAGAAUAGAAGCAGGAAGAAUUUUCGAGUGUUCCACCAUGCUGGAUUGUCAAAGGGGGAUCUGUCUGAUCAGCAGCUAAAAAAGGAUUUGUGUGGCUAGUUUGUCAGCUAUCGUUAGAAACAAAUGAUAGAGGAGAUAAGCGGCGGGGUGCUCAGCAUGUGCUUAGGUUUACCCCAAGACAUAAUGUUGGUUUGGGUUAACAGAGGAGAUUUAUCUCUGAGGCAAUAAAUUUAUUUCUAAUUGUGGGGGGUUUUGUUUUGUUUUAAUGAGUGAUGUAUGGUAUUUGUAUUUACAUCACUGGUGAAGAUAAAGAGAAGCUGCUGAGCUCUGAUAUGAACUGCAGAGGCUGUGGACAAUUACAAGUUGCUGAUAUGUGUUCAAGAUGAGUGGGAUGGGAGAAAAUACCUCUGACCCGUCCAGGGCAGAGACAAGAAAGCGCAAGGAAUGUCCUGACCAACUUGGACCCAGCCCCAAAAGGAACACUGAAAAACGUAAUCGUGAACAGGAAAAUAAAUACAUAGAAGAACUUGCAGAGCUGAUUUUUGCAAAUUUUAAUGAUAUAGACAACUUUAACUUCAAACCUGACAAAUGUGCAAUCUUAAAAGAAACUGUGAAGCAAAUUCGUCAGAUCAAAGAACAAGAGAAAGCAGCAGCUGCCAACAUAGAUGAAGUGCAGAAGUCAGAUGUAUCCUCUACAGGGCAGGGUGUCAUCGACAAGGAUGCGCUGGGGCCUAUGAUGCUUGAGGCCCUUGAUGGGUUCUUCUUUGUAGUGAACCUGGAAGGCAAUGUUGUGUUUGUGUCAGAGAAUGUGACACAGUAUCUAAGGUAUAACCAAGAAGAGCUGAUGAACAAAAGUGUAUAUAGCAUCUUGCAUGUUGGGGACCACACGGAAUUUGUCAAAAACCUGCUGCCAAAGUCUAUAGUGAAUGGGGGAUCUUGGUCUGGUGAACCUCCGAGGCGGAACAGCCAUACCUUCAAUUGUCGGAUGCUGGUAAAACCUUUACCUGAUUCAGAAGAGGAGGGUCAUGAUAACCAGGAAGCUCAUCAGAAAUAUGAAACUAUGCAGUGCUUCGCUGUCUCUCAACCAAAGUCCAUCAAAGAAGAAGGAGAAGAUUUGCAGUCCUGCUUGAUUUGCGUGGCAAGAAGAGUUCCCAUGAAGGAAAGACCAGUUCUUCCCUCAUCAGAAAGUUUUACUACUCGCCAGGAUCUCCAAGGCAAGAUCACUUCUCUGGAUACCAGCACCAUGAGAGCAGCCAUGAAGCCAGGCUGGGAGGACCUGGUGAGAAGGUGCAUUCAGAAGUUCCACGCGCAGCAUGAAGGAGAAUCUGUGUCCUAUGCUAAGAGGCAUCAUCAUGAAGUACUGAGACAAGGAUUGGCAUUCAGUCAAAUCUAUCGUUUUUCCUUGUCUGAUGGCACUCUUGUUGCUGCACAAACGAAGAGCAAACUCAUCCGUUCUCAGACUACUAAUGAACCUCAACUUGUAAUAUCUUUACAUAUGCUUCACAGAGAGCAGAAUGUGUGUGUGAUGAAUCCGGAUCUGACUGGACAAACGAUGGGGAAGCCAUUGAAUCCAAUUAGCUCUAGCAGCCCUGCCCAUCAGGCCCUGUGCAGUGGGAACCCAGGUCAGGACAUGACCCUCAGUAGCAAUAUAAAUUUUCCCAUAAAUGGCCCAAAGGAACAAAUGGGCAUGCCCAUGGGCAGGUUUGGUGGUUCUGGGGGAAUGAACCAUGUGUCAGGCAUGCAAGCAACCACUCCUCAGGGUAGUAACUAUGCACUCAAAAUGAACAGCCCCUCACAAAGCAGCCCUGGCAUGAAUCCAGGACAGCCCACCUCCAUGCUUUCACCAAGGCAUCGCAUGAGCCCCGGAGUGGCGGGCAGCCCUCGAAUCCCACCCAGUCAGUUUUCCCCUGCAGGAAGCUUGCAUUCCCCUGUGGGAGUUUGCAGCAGCACAGGAAAUAGCCAUAGUUAUACCAACAGCUCCCUCAAUGCACUUCAGGCCCUCAGCGAGGGGCACGGGGUCUCAUUAGGGUCAUCGUUGGCUUCACCGGACCUAAAAAUUGGCAAUUUACAAAACUCCCCAGUUAAUAUGAAUCCUCCCCCACUCAGCAAGAUGGGAAGCUUGGACUCAAAAGACUGUUUUGGACUUUAUGGGGAGCCCUCUGAAGGUACAACUGGACAAGCAGAGAGCAGCUGCCAUCCUGGAGAGCAAAAGGAAACAAAUGACCCCAGCCUGCCCCCGGCCGUGAGCAGCGAGAGAGCCGACGGGCAGAGCAGGCUGCAUGACAGCAAAGGGCAGACCAAACUCCUGCAGCUGCUGACCACCAAAUCCGAUCAGAUGGAGCCCUCACCCUUAGCCAGCUCUUUGUCGGACACAAGCAAAGACUCCACAGGUAGCUUGCCUGGUUCUGGGUCAACACAUGGAACCUCGCUCAAGGAGAAGCAUAAAAUUUUGCACAGACUCUUACAGGACAGCAGUUCCCCUGUGGACUUGGCCAAGUUAACAGCAGAAGCCACAGGCAAAGACCUGAGCCAGGAGUCCAGCAGCACAGCUCCUGGGUCAGAGGUGACUGUUAAACAAGAGCCGGUGAGCCCCAAAAAGAAAGAGAAUGCACUACUUCGCUAUUUGCUAGAUAAAGAUGAUACUAAAGAUAUUGGUUUACCAGAAAUUACCCCCAAACUUGAGCGACUGGACAGUAAGACAGAUCCUGCCAGUAACACAAAAUUAAUAGCAAUGAAAACUGAGAAGGAAGAGAUGAGCUUUGAGCCCGGUGACCAGCCUGGCAGUGAGCUGGACAACUUGGAGGAGAUUUUGGAUGAUUUGCAGAAUAGUCAAUUACCACAGCUUUUCCCAGACACGAGGCCAGGCGCCCCUGCUGGAUCAGUUGACAAGCAAGCCAUCAUCAAUGACCUCAUGCAACUUACAGCUGAAAACAGCCCUGUCACACCUGUUGGAGCCCAGAAAACAGCACUGCGAAUUUCACAGAGCACUUUUAAUAACCCACGACCAGGGCAACUGGGCAGGUUAUUGCCAAGCCAGAAUUUACCACUUGACAUCACAUUGCAAAGCCCAACUGGUGCUGGACCUUUCCCACCAAUCAGAAACAGUAGUCCUUACUCAGUGAUACCUCAGCCAGGAAUGAUGGGUAAUCAAGGGAUGAUAGGAAACCAAGGAAAUUUAGGGAACAGUAGCACAGGAAUGAUUGGCAGCAGUGCUUCUCGGCCUACUAUGCCAUCUGGAGAAUGGGCACCACAGAGUUCCGCUGUGAGAGUCACCUGUGCAGCUACCACUAGUGCCAUGAACCGGCCAGUCCAAGGAGGUAUGAUUCGGAACCCAGCAGCCAGCAUCCCCAUGAGGCCCAGCAGCCAGCCUGGCCAAAGACAGACACUUCAGUCUCAGGUCAUGAAUAUAGGGCCAUCUGAACUAGAGAUGAACAUGGGGGGACCUCAGUAUAGUCAACAACAAGCUCCUCCAAAUCAGACUGCCCCGUGGCCUGAAAGCAUCCUGCCUAUAGACCAGGCGUCUUUUGCCAGCCAGAACAGGCAGCCGUUCGGCAGUUCUCCAGAUGACUUGCUGUGUCCACAUCCUGCAGCUGAGUCUCCGAAUGAUGAGGGAGCUCUCCUGGACCAGCUCUAUCUAGCCUUGCGGAAUUUUGAUGGCCUGGAGGAGAUUGAUAGAGCCUUGGGAAUACCAGAACUGGUCAGCCAGAGCCAAGCAGUAGAUCCAGAACAGUUCUCAAGUCAGGAUUCCAACAUCAUGCUGGAGCAGAAGGGCCCUGUUUUCCCCCAGCAGUAUGCAUCUCAGGCACAGAUGGCCCAGGGUAGCUAUUCUCCCAUGCAAGAUCCAAACUUUCACACCAUGGGACAGCGGCCCAGUUACGCCACACUCCGUAUGCAGCCCAGACCCGGCCUCAGGCCCACGGGCCUAGUGCAGAACCAGCCAAAUCAACUGAGACUUCAACUUCAGCAUCGCCUCCAAGCACAGCAGAAUCGCCAGCCACUUAUGAAUCAAAUCAGCAAUGUUUCCAAUGUGAACUUGACUCUGAGACCUGGAGUACCAACACAGGCACCUAUUAAUGCACAGAUGCUGGCCCAGAGACAGAGGGAAAUCCUGAACCAGCAUCUUCGACAGAGACAAAUGCAUCAGCAACAGCAAGUUCAGCAACGAACUUUGAUGAUGAGAGGACAAGGGUUGAAUAUGACACCAAGCAUGGUGGCUCCUAGUGGGAUGCCGGCAACUAUGAGCAACCCCCGGAUUCCCCAGGCAAAUGCACAGCAGUUUCCAUUUCCUCCAAACUACGGAAUAAGUCAGCAACCUGAUCCAGGCUUUACUGGGGCUACAACUCCCCAGAGCCCACUUAUGUCACCCCGAAUGGCACAUACACAGAGUCCGUUGAUGCAGCAGUCUCAGGCCAACCCAGCCUAUCAGGCCCCCUCCGACAUGAAUGGAUGGGCACAGGGGAACAUGGGCGGAAACAGCAUGUUUUCCCAGCAGUCCCCACCACACUUUGGGCAGCAAGCAAACACCAGCAUGUACAGUAACAAUAUGAACAUCAAUGUGUCCAUGGCGACCAACACAGGUGGCAUGAGCAGCAUGAACCAGAUGACAGGACAGAUCAGCAUGACCUCAGUGACCUCCGUGCCUACAUCGGGGCUGUCCUCCAUGGGUCCCGAGCAGGUUAAUGAUCCUGCUCUAAGGGGAGGCAACCUGUUCCCAAACCAGCUGCCUGGAAUGGAUAUGAUUAAGCAGGAGGGAGACACAACACGGAAAUAUUGCUGACACUGACGGUAGCCAGUUGCUUCUUCAGCUGACCGGGCUCACUUGCUCAAAACACUUCCAGUCUGGAGAGCCGUGUCUAUUUGUUUCGACCCAACUGACCUGCCAGCCAGUUCUGCCAGAGCAGACAGGCCUGGGCCCUGGCUCCCAGGGUGGCUUCCACUCGGGUGUGACAGGAGGAGCUGCCUCUUCUCUUGACAGUCUGAAGCUCGCAUCCAGACAGUCGCUCAGUCUGUUCACUGCAUUCACCUUAGUGCAACUUAGAUCUCUCCUGCAAAGUAAAUGUUGACAGGCAAAUUUCAUACCCAUGUCAGAUUGAAUGUAUUUAAAUGUAUGUAUUUAAGGAGAACCAUGCUCUUGUUCCGUUCCUGUUUGGUUCCAGACACUGGUUUCUUGCUUUGUUUUCCCUGGCUAAUCAGUCUAGUGCAAAGUAAGAUUUUAUCUGGGGGAAAGAAAAGAAUUUUUAAAAAAUUAAAUUAAAGGUGUUUUAAGCUAAAGCCUGCAUUUGGGAUGGAAGCAGGACAGACGCCGUGGACAGCGCUGUAUGUACAGACACACCCAGUGAGUGAAGACCAAGAAAGUCACAGUUGUAUCUGUAGAAAGCUCUAAAGACCGUGUUGGAAAGAGUCUCCAGUAAUGGAACAGUUGAAAAGGAGCCUGUGAGAGGGCUGUUGACAUUAACAAAUAUUUUUUCCUUUUUUUUUCUUUGUUAAAACCAACUAGUUCACCUGAAUCAUAAAUCAAGAAGAAAUCAUUUUCGUUUCUAAAUUAAGUUCCCUUUAGUUUGAUCAGACAGCUUGAAUCAGCGUCUCUUCUUCCCUGUCAGCCCGACUCUUCCCUUCCCCUCUCUCCCUAUCCUCCCCACUUUCAUUCAUUUUUAAAAAAAUAAUAUAAGCUACAGAAACCAGGUAACCCCUUUAUUUCCUUAAAUGUUUUGCCAGCCACUUACCAGUUGCUAAGUAUUGAAUUUUCGAAAUAAAAUACAUUUACUGGCAAGCAGAAGAGCAAAGUUAAGACUUGAUACCAAUCAAGCUAAGGAUACCUGCUUUGGAAGCAUGUUUAUUCUGUUCCCCAGCAACUCUGGCCUCCAAAACGGGAGAAAACGCCAGUGUGUUUAAAUUGACAGCAGAUAUCACGACAGAUUUGACCUCUGCCAUGUGUUUUUUAUUUUGUUUUUUAGCAGUGCUAAGCUGAAGUUUUGUAAGGUACAUAAAAUCCAAUUUAUAUGUAAACAAGCAAUAAUUUAAGUUGAGAACUUACGUGUUUUAAUUGUAUAAUUUUUGUGAGGUAUACAUAUUGUGGAAUUGACUCAAAAAUGAGGUACUUCAGUAUUAAAUUAGAUAUCUUCAUAGCAAUGUCUCCUAAAGGUGUUUUGUAAAGGAUAUCAAUGCCUUGAUUAGACCUAAUUUGUAGAUUUAAGACUUUUUAUUUUCUAAACCUUGUGAUUCUGCUCAUAAGUCAUUUAUCUAAUCUAUAUGAUAUGCAGCCGCUGUAGGAACCAAUUCUUGAUUUUUAUAUGUUUAUAUUCUUUCUUAACGAACCUUAGAAAGACUACACAUUACUAAGCAGGCCACUUUUAUGGUUGUUUUUCUUGCCCACUCUGGUAGGGAAAUAAUCUUUUAUUAAUGGAUGUCAGUUUCAGACAACUGCAAUACCAAGAAACUGAUGACCUUUUUUGAGCUAUUUCUCCUUAACCCCUAAUACCUUUCUUACCUAAAUUUCAGAAUGAUACCUUUUUGAUGUCUAAAAAGCAAAGCAUUUUAUAAUAUCUCAUUAGCCAGGCUUUUUAGGAACAGAGAAGUUUUUCCUUGAAAUUUGAUUGUUCAUUUGUGGCAGGGUGAAAAUUGUACAAACUACCCCUAUUUAUAUUUAUAUCUCUCUCUAUAUGUACAGAUUAUGGAAAUAUAGAAAGAGAUAUAGCCCAAAGAUAGAUGGUAAGUAGACAGUCUGAAAGUGUUGCUCCAUACUAAAGAAACUUUCUGGAAAUUUGCAUUUCGAUACUUUUUUCCACUUGAGAGGGAUCUCAAUACAGGGAGGUGGCCAAGGAACAACACUUCUCAGUGGCCACCAGUUCAUAUAUCCCCUCAAAAGGCUCUACUUUUCUCCACCAAACCAUUGGGUUGCCCAACUGUGAUGGAAAAAAACGAGCAGAUGUUGGCCCAGAACUCCAGGACCUCCCCGUGGGCCGAGGCUCACGUGGCAUACAAUUUAGUGUGACCAGUUUCAGUGUUUAGAAAUAUGUGAAUUAGAAUGACUUUUAACUUCACACAGCACAAAAGAGAAAUGGAGUUUAAACUGGAUUUGUUUUGUUUUGAGUUUCAAGUCCCUUUUCACUACAACACCGUCCAAAGCUAUCUACGUAUCUCUUCUUUUGUAUCCAUCUGCCGCUGUAUUUUAAUGUCGAUUCUAACUUAGACAAAUCUGCAACCUCAUGAUACUGGUAAUUUAUAAUAAUUCAUGAUCAUUGCUGUUUUGAAGGAAAAGAGAUGAUAAAUUCUCUUAUGGUUUCGAUCAGGUAAUGGAUUUUGUUUUACAUCUAAUUGGAAGAAGAAAAGUAAGUGAAGGAUUCCUCUGAUCAUAUUGAUCACUAUAGAAGCAAAAGCCAAAUCAGUUCCCUUUAUUAUCAGUAUUUCUCAUGCUGUACACAAUAAAUUUGUUAGACUGAGUACUUGGUUUUUGUUUAAUAGAACAAAUAAUCAGUGUUUCACUUAUAUUACUAAAUGUGAAAAACAUAAUGUGAAAAGUAUACAUACAUUAACUUGGUUGUAAAACUCAUUUAAGUGUUCAUGUAAUGUGGUAAGUUUAAAAAGUGAAGUGAGCUGUUUUACUACAAUGAAUUUAUUUGACUCAAAGAUUAAAAUGCCCCUCCCCCAUGUGUAUCUCUUAUGGCCUGUAAUAAUUGAAAGCAAUGUUUUUGCAGUUUAUAUAAUGCAAUUUUUAAUCUGUGUUCAAAAAUGGAGUUCAUAUGGGCUUAACACAUGAAAUGGGUGGCACAGAUCCACUUGCAGAACCCAAAGAUACACAAUCAAUUUUGAAAUGCAACUUAAGCCAUUAAUUGUUGGUGUGAAUUUAAAAUUUUCUAGUGUUUGUAUGGUAGUAUGCUGCCUAAGAGCAAAGCAUUCUCUGCACAAAAGAAAAUUACUGUAGUGGCUUCGAUUUUAAUUAGAAUUUUCUCCCUGGUGUUUCUUUAUAGACUAAAACAAAAUCUUUUAAGUUUCUUACUACAGGUAAAAGCUAUGUGCAAGAACCUCAAAAUGCUAAAAUCUAGCAUAAUGCCUUAGAUCUGUUUUUAAGUCUUGUAUAUUCCUACAUAGCUGUCCGAUGUAUUAUAUUUGUAUAGUGAAUUGUGUACAAUUUUUGAAUAAGUGCAUCAUCACUUAACCUUUAUGUUGUUGAAUAGUGAUGAUGAUACAUUUCUUCAAACAUUUAACUGUCAUUUUUUUCUCCUUUGUCAUUUGUGAGUUUUAUUUGUACAGUUCCUCAUGAAGUUGCAUCUGAGAUGUGUGUAUAUGAAAAGAUUAUACAAGGGUAAAAUUAAGCAAUAUAUUAACUAUGGUUCUUCAGGAGAAAGCUUACAGUGUUUCAGGUUGUGAUUUAUUUUCAAAAUGGAGUUGACUCUGAACAUCACUUUGUUCACCUGCAUUGAUGUUUGUAUUUCUAGUGUGAGCAGUUUAUGCAAAGGUAGAUAUAUUCAGAGAAAUUUUAAAUACAUUUAUGCAAGUUAAUAUUGCUUUGCUGAUGCUAUUUGCUUAUUUGAUGUUAAAUAAUGCUAUUGUAAAUAAAGAAUUCUGUUGUUAUUGCAUCAUUUAAUAAAUUUUAAUGCCUUCGGGUUUUACAUGGC
Molecule: messenger RNA, 9866 nt
Organism: Sapajus apella (tufted capuchin)
Lineage: Eukaryota; Metazoa; Chordata; Mammalia; Primates; Cebidae
Gene: NCOA2
Product: nuclear receptor coactivator 2
Exons: 22
Coding region: 1634-6028 (1464 amino acids)
Biological process (GO): positive regulation of transcription by RNA polymerase II; cellular response to hormone stimulus
Cellular component (GO): nucleus
Molecular function (GO): protein dimerization activity; nuclear receptor binding
Source: RefSeq, a predicted model, not a curated record